CUUCCGGACGGAGGCGGAAGAGCCGCUCGGGUCUACGCUCGGGAGUUCCCGGAGCGCUGAGGGGCCGGCGGGCGACCGGAGUGGGCGGGCGGUGCGUCUGGGAGCGUCAGGACCGCGGGCUGAGGGAUGCCGAGGGGCCAUGGCCAGCGACGGGGCCAGGAAGCAGUUCUGGAAGCGCAGCACCAGCAAGGUCCCGGGCAGUAUCCAGCAUGUAUAUGGAGCCCAGCACCCGCCUUUUGAUCCACUAUUACAUGGCACCUUACUCAGGUCCACACCCAAGGUGCCGACCACCCCCGUGAAGACAAAGAAGGUCAGCACCUUCCAGGAGUUUGAGAGCAACACCAGUGAUGCCUGGGAUGCUGGUGAAGAUGACGACGAGCUCCUGGCUAUGGCAGCCGAGAGCCUCAACUCUGAGGUGGUCAUGGAGACAGCCCACCGUGUCCUGCGCAACCACAGCCAGAGGCAGAGCCAGCCCUCACGGCAGGAGGUGCCAGCGCCUGAGCCAGAGCCAGAGCCUGUGGCAGAACCUCUUGUAGCCAUGAGUGGUGACCUCCGCCUGGUGAAGUCCAUCAGUGAGAGUCACACAUCCUGUCCUUCAGAAAGUGCUGGUGAUGCAGUCCCUCUGCAGAGGUCCCAGUCUCUCCCCCACUCGGCCGCUGUCACACCGAGUGGGACGUCUGACCCACAUGCCCUCAGCAGCUCAGCACUGAGUAAGAGAGAGGCCUCCCGGCUGGACAAGUUCAAUAAGCUGCUUGCCGGCCCCAACACAGACCUCGGUGAGUUCCU
This is a messenger RNA of Nannospalax galili (Upper Galilee mountains blind mole rat), 786 nucleotides long. Its product is annotated as TBC1 domain family member 22A. The transcript is spliced from 4 exons. The annotation marks the transcript as partial. Lineage: Eukaryota; Metazoa; Chordata; Mammalia; Rodentia; Spalacidae. The record is from RefSeq and is a predicted model, not a curated record.